Molecule: messenger RNA, 1704 nt
Organism: Cladophialophora yegresii CBS 114405
Lineage: Eukaryota; Fungi; Ascomycota; Eurotiomycetes; Chaetothyriales; Herpotrichiellaceae
Product: arylsulfatase
Exons: 3
Coding region: 1-1704 (567 amino acids)
Molecular function (GO): arylsulfatase activity
Source: RefSeq, a predicted model, not a curated record
AUGGCGCUGCCUCAGGAGCCGGUCACAUGCAAGCGGCCCAAUUUCCUUAUCAUCGUGGCCGACGACUUGGGGUUCUCGGAUGUUGGCGCAUUUGGGGGAGAGAUCAACACCCCUAACAUUGACGGCCUCGCACGCGAUGGCCUCAGAUUUACGGACUUCCAUGCAGCAGCCGCGUGCUCCCCAACUCGAUCAAUGCUGCUAAGCGGCACGGACAACCGCAAGUGCUACAUUGCCGGCUUAGGAACGAUGAUAGAAGCAAUAAAAGAAUUCCAGAAGGGUCAGCCAGGCUAUGAAGGGUAUUUGAACGACCGAGUGGCGGCGUUGCCCGAACUUCUUCAAGAUGCCGGGUAUUUCACCCUCAUGUCCGGAAAGUGGCACUUGGGAAUGACGCCAGAUCGAUACCCUUCGAAAAGAGGAUUCGACCGCUCGUUCAGCUUGCUCCCGGGCGGAGCGAACCAUUAUGGCUGGGAGCCGCAAGUGCAAGAAGAGGUACCAAGUCUCCUUAAGCGGAAUGGUGCUUUCUAUGCUGAAGGUGACUCACCUGUGUCUGUGGGCGACCUGGGCCCAAAUUUCUAUUCUUCACAGUCAUUCACGACAAAGUUGUUGCAGUACUUCGAGGAACGGAAUGAAGACCAGAAGCAAAAACCCUUCUUUGCUUACUUGCCAUUUUCAGCGCCUCACUGGCCAUUACAAGCUCCGGAAGAGGACCGUCGGGAUUAUCGAGGCCUAUAUGACGAAGGUCCAGACGUGCUGCGACAACAGCGCCUCAGGAGACUCGAAGAACUUGGCAUCAUUACUCCCCAAACAAAGGCCCACGAGGUCUUUGCCCUACCACUCGACAAGCCGUUAAGCAAAGACUGGAGCGACUUGACCGCGGACGAGAGGAAAUUCUCAUCCCGGACGAUGGAGAUUUUCGCGGCAAUGGUACAGAAUAUGGACAAGAACAUCGGCCGUGUUCUUUCGUACCUCAAAUCAACCGGAGAGUACGACAACACCUUGAUCGUGUUCAUGUCCGACAAUGGCGCAGAAGGUUUGCUGUUGGAGGCAUAUCCCGUUGUAAACGAGAACAUCUUCGACUAUAUUGACCGAUACUACGACAAUAGUUAUGAGAAUAUGGGCCGGAAGAACUCCUAUAUCUGGUACGGCCCGCGGUGGGCAUCGGCAGGUAUGGCGCCACUCAGACUAUACAAGUCCUUUUCGUCAGAGGGUGGUAUCCGAGUACCUUUCAUCUUGCGGUACCCGCUAUUGACAGAUUCGCGGGCCGGUGAGCUUGAUCGAUCUUUUACAACAGUGAUGGACAUCGCGCCAACUCUUCUUGCACUUGCAGGUGCACAGCACCCAGGAGCAACCUACAAGGGCCGGCCUGUUGUGCCAAUUCGAGGGAAAUCGUGGUUGCCAUAUCUGUCUGAUCCGGCAAAGCAGCGAUAUAUCCACGGUGAAGACUCGGUUGUCGGAUGGGAGCUCUUCGAUCGGCAAGCUCUGCGAAAGGGAAUGUGGAAAGCUGUCAAGAUACCCCAGCCUUUUGGACCGGGGGAAUGGCAAUUAUACGACCUGGAGCAUGACCCAGGAGAAACCGUCGACUUGCGAGCAGCUCAUCCCGAAAAACUACAGGAGCUGUUACAACAUUGGAACCAAUACUGCAAGGAUGUGGGUGUCGUCGAUGCAGCGCCGCAAUUUGGUACCCUUCGAGUAGAUGAAGGCUAA